AUGACCUAACUCAAAAAUAAUGGCGAACGUAAUUUCAAUUUCCCAUUUUACCCUUCUCGCAUUACCUUAUUUACUUCUCCUCUUAUCCUCCACCGUCGCCGCCAUCAACGUCACCGCCGUCCUCUCCUCAUUCCCUAACCUCUCAUCUUUCUCUAACCUCCUCGUCUCCUCCGGCAUCGCCGCUGAGCUUUCCGGUAGGAACUCAUUAACCCUCCUCGCCGUUCCCAAUUCUCAAUUCUCCUCCGCCACCUUGGACCUCACGCGCCGCCUACCUCCUUCAGCGCUCGCAGAUCUCCUCCGCUUCCAUGUCCUUCUCCAGUUCCUCUCAGAUUCCGAUCUCCGACGUAUCCCACCGUCAGGCUCCGCCGUCACUACUCUCUACGAAGCUUCCGGUCGUACAUUCUUUGGAUCUGGAUCCGUUAACGUCACCCGUGACCCGGCUUCAGGAUCCGUCUCGAUCGGAUCUCCAGCCACCAAAACCGUCACUGUGUUAAAGCUUCUCGAGACCAAACCUCCCAACAUAACCGUCCUCACCGUCGACUCCCUCAUUGUCCCCACCGGAAUAGAUAUCACCGCCUCGGAGACUCUCACUCCACCGCCGACAUCAACAUCUCUCUCCCCUCCUCCGGCGGGAAUCAACCUCACUCAGAUUCUAAUCAACGGCCACAACUUCAACGUCGCUCUCUCUCUCCUCGUCGCCUCCGGAGUCAUAACAGAAUUCGAAAACGACGAACGUGGCGCCGGAAUUACAGUCUUCGUCCCCACCGACUCCGCCUUCUCCGAUCUCCCGUCCAAUGUCAACCUCCAGUCUUUACCGGCGGCGCAAAAAGCCUUCGUGUUAAAAUUCCAUGUCCUACAUUCAUACUACACUCUCGGUUCGCUAGAAUCAAUAACCAAUCCGGUUCAACCGACAUUAGCCACUGAAGAAAUGGGAGCCGGUUCUUACACUCUCAACAUCUCCCGGGUUAACGGGUCAAUCGUGACGAUCAAUUCGGGUGUGGUUUUAGCUGUUGUGACUCAAACGGCUUUUGAUCAAAACCCGGUUUCUGUUUUUGGAGUAUCCAAAGUUCUUUUGCCUAAAGAACUGUUUCCAAAAUCGGGUCAACCCGUUGCAACAGCUCCUCCACAUGAGAUAUCUUUGUCGCCGGAGAGUUCGAGAUUAGUAUCACCACCGCGUGAGAUAGUUUCUUCCGGCGCGGUUAAAACAACACUUGGUUUCUUGGCCUUGUGAAAGAUGUCAAUGAUGAGCAAAAACAGAAGCAGCAUCGCCAUGGGAACACCAUCGUUCCUUGAGUUGAAGAAACAAGCUUCUUUUUUCUUCAAAGAGAAGCUUAAAACGGCGCGUUUAGCUCUCACCGAUGUCACUCCUCUUCAACUAAUGACUGAGGAAGCUACGGAUGGUGAGUCAUGUGGACCAAAUACACAAACCUUAGGAACCAUUUCAAAGGCCGCUUUCGAGUUUGAAGAUUACUUGGCCAUUGUCGAAGUCUUGCACAAAAGAUUGGCAAGGUUCGAUAAGAGAAACUGGAGAAUGGCUUAUAACUCACUCAUAGUUGUUGAGCAUUUGCUCACUCAUGGACCAGAGAGUGUUUCCGAUGAGUUUCAAGGCGAUAGAGAUGUUAUCUCCCAAAUGCAAACUUUCCAACAGAUCGAUGAGAAAGGGUUUAAUUGGGGAUUAGCGGUUAGAAAGAAAGCAGAGAAGGUUUUAAAGCUACUUGAGAAAGGGGAACUUCUGAAGGAAGAAAGGAAACGAGCUCGUGAGCUGUCUCGAGGGAUUCAAGGUUUUGGUAGCUUCAACCACAAGUCUGAAUCUCAUUGUAUGUCAGAGAAUGAAGUCUUGAAAGAAUCUGCAGUCUAUAGGAAAUGCAAUUCCAACUUUACCAAGAAGGACAAUGAGGAUGAACAAGAGAACAAUAUGGUUUCUCCUAAUGACGCCGAUAACUUUCCUCAGCCGCUGGUAACUGACCCGAGGGAGGAAUCUAGGACGGGUAUGAAAGAAAAUAUGGAUCCUGAAGAUGAUGAGAACACAGAGGUAAACCCACUUUUGGGUUCUCUUAAAAAGGAAGGUCAAGAACUAGCCGGAGAAGACGAGAACCAUCCAUUUACGGAUGGCGAGAGUAAGCAUACAGUAGUCUCAUUGCUUGAUGAGAACACAGAUUGAAAUUUUUAAAAUGAAAUCGCGGUCUGUAUAAGAGAAAAAACUCAAGAAGAAGAUAAUGUGUGUAUACCAAUAUGUAUGCAUAUAUAUAAUAAUAACACUUCUGUUAAUGACUAAUCUGUUUUCAACUUGCUUUGUUGCAAAAGAGAUAUUAAAAUGAACAAUGAAGG
This is a messenger RNA of Arabidopsis arenosa, 2328 nucleotides long. NCBI's taxonomy places the organism in Eukaryota, Viridiplantae, Streptophyta, Magnoliopsida, Brassicales, Brassicaceae. The record is from the annotation of a GenBank genome assembly.